Molecule: messenger RNA, 705 nt
Organism: Penicillium hordei
Lineage: Eukaryota; Fungi; Ascomycota; Eurotiomycetes; Eurotiales; Aspergillaceae
Product: glutathione S-transferase family protein
Exons: 1
Coding region: 1-705 (234 amino acids)
Source: RefSeq, a predicted model, not a curated record
AUGCCGUUGACAAUCCACCACCUUGGCCGCUCACAAUCAGAGCGCAUCGUCUGGCUCGCAGAAGAACUUGGCAUCAAGUAUGACUUUGUCUUCCACAAGCGUGACCCUAUCCUGGCUCCGCAGUCAAUCAAAGAACUGCAUCCUUCCGGCACCGCACCGGUGAUAGAAGAUGACAACUCCCCCUUUACGAAAAACAAGGUCGUUCUCGCUGAAUCAGGCGCUAUCAUUGACUACAUUAUUGCCGCCUACGGGGAGGGCCGUUUCGCUCGCACACCGAAGGACGGUGAGGAAUACAUCCAAUUCCUGGAGUGGUACCAUUGGGCAAAUGCCUCCUUGCAGCCAGCCUUGUUCCGUGUGCUGAUGAACAGGCGCUUGAGCAACGAUCCAGAGGCAGCUCACGUCAAGUUGGGUAAUGCCAAACUAGAGGGUGCGCUCUCAAUGAUUGAGGCAAGACUCGGUGAAACCGGAUCCUACUUGGUUGGGAAUGACGUCACCGCAGCGGAUAUCAUGGCGAUCUGUACUCUCACCACCAUGAGAGGGUUCUGCCCCAUUGAAUUUGAUGAGCAAAAGCAUAAGAACAUUCUGGCGUAUCUGAAACGUGUUGGUGACCGGCCUGCCUAUCAAAAGGCUAUGAAGGUUUGUGAGGGAGAAGAUUUCGUGCCUAUUCUUGGUGCAAAGGCUGAGCAGUUUGUAUUCCCUUAUUGA